AUGACGACAAGUAUUUUGACUUCUCUUAUGAUGAUUAUUUGGUUAACAGUUAGACAAGUUCGAGCUGAUUGUCAAAAUGAUACAUCAACUGAAUCGACAUUUGUCUAUCGACGUGUUUGUUAUUUUGCUAAUUGGGCAGCUAAACGAUAUGAUAAUAUCAGUCGUUUAACUCCCGAAGAUAUAGAUCCAUUUUUAUGUACACAUAUUAAUUUUGCUUUUGCUAAAGUACUUGAAAGCUUAACAAUAGCACCAUAUGAAGAAGAUGAUUUAAAAGGAUGGACAGCAAAUUCCAAAGGCAUGUAUGAACGUGUAUUAAAAUUAAAAGAAGCCAAUCCUGAUUUACGUAUACUUCUGAGUGUUGGAGGAUGGACACAUGCAUCUCGUGGUUUUAAUGAAGUAUCAAAAAGUGCUGCCAAUAUAAUUUGUUUAUUUAUUAAAUACAGUAAAACUUUUGUCAAGAACAGUGUGAAAUUUUUACGUGAUAAUAAAUUUGAUGGAUUAGAUUUAGAUUGGGAAUAUCCUGGAGCAAAAGAUCAAGGUGCUGAACCUCAUUCUAAAACUGGAUAUACGAAAUUGGUGAAAAAAUUAAGUCGAGUAUUCAAACGAGAAGCUGAACGUACAGGACAAGAAAAAUUAUUAUUGACAUGUGCUACAGCUGCUGCACGACAUCGAGUCGAAGCUGGUUAUGAAGUAGAAGAAGUUUGCAAUUAUGACUUAAUAUUUUAUUGUGCUAAUAUAGAUGACUAUCAUGGUAGCUGGGAUGGUAAAACUGGACAUAAUAGUCCAUUAUAUGCAAUGCGUAAUGAACGAAAAAAAUUUCGUGAAUGGAAUAUAAAUAGUUCUAUGCAUGUAUGGGUUGAACUAGGUUGUCCAAAAGAAAAACUUAAUAUUGGUCUUUCAGCUUAUGGACGAGCUUUUUCAUUAUUUGGAGAAACAGGUAUGAGCAAUGGUAAACCAGAAACAAAGAAAAAAUCAUCAAUUGGAGUAAAAGCAAGUGCUGCUGAAGCUGGAAAAUAUACACGAGAGGCAGGUGUUCUUGCUUACUAUGAAAUUUGUGAGUUAAUUCAAAAUAAUCCAAAUAAUCGUGUAUUUUGGCAUCGACAAAUGAGCGUUCCAUAUGUAUCAAGUAAAUCCUUAUGGAUUGGUUUUGAUAAUGUUCGAAGUGUUACACUUAAAAUGCAAUUUUUAAAAGAACAUGGUUAUGGUGGUGUGAUUAUUUGGUCAUUAGAUCUUGAUGAUAAAACAGGUGAAGUUUGUCAUGAAGGACCAUUUCCAAUAUUUAAUGCAGCAAAACGUGAAUUACUUAUUUUACCUGAUUAUCUUAUUAAUAAUAAUAAAAAGUGUUCGGAUGAUAAUACAACAGUUAUAAUUGAACAUCUGCGUUCAAAAACGACAAUAAUCAAACAAAGUAAGAUUAACAAUAAAAUGAUAUUACAUAUAAUUAAGAAUAAUUUCUCAAUUCUCUAUUUUAGAUUUUUUCUUUCUUUUUUACCUGGUGCUACUAGAUUUAUUUAA
Rotaria sp. Silwood2 is the source of this 1515-nucleotide messenger RNA. Lineage: Eukaryota; Metazoa; Rotifera; Eurotatoria; Philodinida; Philodinidae. The record is from the annotation of a GenBank genome assembly.